Messenger RNA from Schistosoma intercalatum, 2352 nucleotides. NCBI's taxonomy places the organism in Eukaryota, Metazoa, Platyhelminthes, Trematoda, Strigeidida, Schistosomatidae. The record is from the annotation of a GenBank genome assembly.
CUGAAUCUGAACAAGGCGUUUGGAUAUUCCGAAUCACCACACUGGAACUAGCUGAAGAUAUAGACGUUUUUAGUGGAUGCUAGUAGUCUAUUCACAAAAUCAACCAGUUUAUUUCAUUUCCCUAUAAAGACACUGGGUGCUGAAAUUACACAGGUUGGUUUGAAGUGUGCGUUACAAAGCUGGUUUGUUGUUGGACACUUUACACGUGCAUGGCUGAUGUAUGCCAUCCCUGGGUAUUAUUUCUGUUUACGGUGACAGCUUUCGUAACCAUACUCUGAAGGCGGAUGUCGAUGGCUUUUUGCUUGAAGAUUUAAAUAUGACAGCACAAAAUCAUGAUGAGAACGCUCCUCUUUUAGGAGAUGUUAGUGAUAACUUUUCUCCUGAUUCAUAUUCACCACUUGUAAACGAAAUACAUAACGAUUCAGACUUUAAAAAUGUUUUACAAAGUGCUCUUCAAGCUAUUGAGUCUGGAAUAUUGCCCGAGAGAAUUUAUCAAGGGUCAAGUGGAAGUUACUUUGUUAAGAAUGCUAAUGGAGAGAAAAUUGCAGUAUUCAAACCGAAGGAUGAAGAGCCCUAUGGGAAGCUUAACCCGAAAUGGACAAAAUGGAUGCAUAAACACUGCUGCCCUUGCUGUUUUGGUCGAUCAUGUUUGGUUCCAAAUCAAGGUUACCUUUCAGAGGCUGGUGCCAGUCUUGUAGAUCAGAGACUACGGCUCAAUAUUGUUCCUAGAACAAGAGUUGUUCGUUUAGUAAGCGAAAGUUUCAACUACAGCACAGUUGAUCGCGCAAAAUCUAGGACUAAACAACACUUUGCUUCACGGUUCCCUGAGUUAGGUCGUCAUUUCAACCGUCUUGGGCUUCCUCCAAAAAUUGGAUCUUUCCAGCUUUUUGUUUCUGGUUGUCGAGAUGCUGACUAUUGGCUUCGUCAUUUCGAUAAUGAAUCACUUCCUAAGCCUACAGCUUCAGAAUUCCGAUUUCAGUUUGAAAAACUUGUUAUACUUGAUUAUCUAAUUCGGAAUACAGAUCGUGGGAAUGAUAAUUGGCUUAUUCGUUAUCAAAGUUCAGAACUAAAGGAAGAUACAGAUGAGACCAAUAAAGAUGAUUGGGGUGUUGUUGAUAUGCCAAAAAUAGAAUUAUUUGCAAUCGAUAACGGUUUGUCUUUUCCGUUCAAACACCCAGAUGAAUGGAGAGCAUAUCCUUUCUAUUGGGCUUGGCUUCCUAUGGCUAAAGAGCCAUUUUCAGAUGCGAUUAAAGAAGCUGUUCUUCCAUUAUUAUCUGACAUGCACUUCAUCAAUAGUCUAGUUCGUGAUCUUCAUAAUUUGUUCAAAGUGGAUCCAGGUUUCGACUUAUCUACUUUUCAUAAACAAAUGUCCGUUUUACGUGGUCAGGUUGUGAAUUUAGUCGCAGCUCUACGGGAUUCAAAAAGCCCGUACGAUCUUGUACGAAUGCCAGUACUAACUUUAGAGUUGUCCACUAAGAAGCGUUCUACAAAACAUAAUUGGCCACAUCGACGGUUAGCAGCUGGUUUCGCUCAAAAUGAAAAUGUACCUGAAAUUUCUACAUAUCGCAAUAAUUAUAAUAAUCUUACAAUUGAUGUCAACCCUACAAAUAGUGUACAGACUAAUCAAGAUUCAGUAUUCACUGAAAAUCAAACAAAUAACUUAGUCGAUUGUGAUAAUAUAAUAAAUCUUGAUAGCUGUCAACCAGAUGUAAAUUCAAGACAUACACAUGAGAUUGAUAUUGUUUCUGCUGCUACUGGUAGUGGAGGUGUUAAUGACGAUGAUGAUGAUGAUGCAUUGGAGCAUGGACUAGUUGCUUUACCAACUUUUAAAAGUAAACAAAUUAUGUUGAAUAAUAAUAAUGACAGUAAACAGACUGAAGUGGAUCUAGCCGACAGUGCUGGUGAUGAUGCUGAUGAAAAUGAUGAACAGCGCUUCAAUUUACGUUAUUACAAAAAACCUUUUUUCACUUGGUUUUAAAAAUCUAUUCUUUCCCUCGUUUAUCCAUUCACUAAUUUUGAUGUUGUGUAAACAAAAGAAUACAUAUAUUUGUCUUUCUUUUUCUGAUUAUUGACACAUUAAAAUUGUGUUGACAAUCAGAAAAGAGAAAAAAUGAUUUCCAACAUGAAGUUGUGACAUUUUUAUGGUAACUAAUGAUAAUAUAUCUUUUAUUAAUUUGUAUAAUCCAAAUUCUAACUUUCUAAAUCCCUUUAAUAUAUUAUUAAUUUGUACUGGUUCGCUCCUCUGUUUAUCCAUACCCCUUUUAAAUACCCUUUUCAACUUAAUUUUUUCUUCCGGAACUUUGUACAGUUUUGAUUAUAUAUAUAUAUAUAUAUAUAUAUAUAUAUAUAUAU